AUGGCAUUUCAUGCAAAGGAAAAAAGUGGGCUGCCCACUUUAGAUUAUGCCAAACCACCCACACCAGACCAAGUCGAGCCUAUCAUCUUCCUUAGCCGUUCUUUGAGCAAAGCAGAAAAGAACUACUGGCCUACAGAAAUGGAAGUCGCGGGGAUAGUCUGGGCGCUUCGGAAGCUAAGACAUAUGGUUGAAGCGUCCCCAGAGACAGUCAUAUACACAGACCACAGCGCGACAGUCAAUAUUGCACAGAGCACCUCGCUAUCCACAUCUAAUGUGGAUCGGCUUAAUCUACGAUUGGUCCGAGCGUCCCAGUACUUCCACCAAUUCCGGAACCUGCGGUUUUUUCACAAGCCAGGGAAAACGCAUAUUGUCCCUGAUGCCCUUUCAAGGCUUCCAUCAUGGGCACGCGACGACGUUGAGGAUUCAAUUGACAUGCUUUACUCCUGGUUUGGAGACGAAGACCAUCGCCCCAACGAGGGUGAACCACAUGUCAUGACAAUCAAGUUGGCAGCGGAUUUUGAGCAGCGCAUCAGGGACGGCUAUCAGAAGGAAGGCCGAUGGACGUCAAUCAUCAAAAUUUUGAAGGACAAUGAGGGAAGCCCAUCUCCAGUGCGCUUACCAUUCAGGGUCCAAGAUAACCUGAUAUAUACGGUUCCUGAAGGUAAACUAUGCAUACCAGACGCGAUUCAUCAGGAAGUGCUCAAGAUUGCCCACGACGCAAGCGGCCAUGGCGGUGUGGAGCGCACUUUGCAUCACCUUAAUGGUGUUACCUUUUCGCGAGCGCGACACAAGGUGAAGGUCUAUAUUGACCAUUGCAAUGAAUGCCAGAACAAGCGGACCCGAAGACACGCCCCAUACGGGUCCCUACAGCCAGUCAUUGCCCCCAACAUCUCUUUCCAUACGAUAACGAUAGACCUUAUCUUGGGUCUCCCAGACACGGGCGAAUACAACGCCAUCAUGUCAGUGACAUGCAAAUCAACCAAACGCCUGACAGCAAUACCAGGCCGCCUCAACUGGACAAGCGCCCAAUGGGCGGAAGCGUUAUUGGUCCGCUUACAACUGGGAGACUGGGGCAUUCCAGUCCACAUUAUUUGUGACCGAGACCCGAAAUGGUUAGCAGGUAUCUGGGUGGCCAUCUUCAACUUGCUUGCAGUGAUGCAUCUAUACACGACAGCCUGGCAUUCCCAGGGGGGCGGGCAGUUAGAAGUCUCCAACCAGAUAAUCGAAAUCUAUCUCUGA
Molecule: messenger RNA, 1239 nt
Organism: Aspergillus calidoustus
Lineage: Eukaryota; Fungi; Ascomycota; Eurotiomycetes; Eurotiales; Aspergillaceae
Source: the annotation of a GenBank genome assembly